Mesorhabditis spiculigera is the source of this 1239-nucleotide messenger RNA. Lineage: Eukaryota; Metazoa; Nematoda; Chromadorea; Rhabditida; Rhabditidae. The record is from the annotation of a GenBank genome assembly.
AUGCACUCCACCUCACCGAGCAGCACGGCUUCCCCCGCCGAGGAGACGCCGAUGCUGACCAAUGGCGAGCGGAAGGCGUUUCGUGGCGUCACGGAUUACAAAAAGGCGCUCCACAAUGAGGAGGGCAUCUCUACAAAAAUGACGUACAUCAACUUUAUUCGCGGCAUGGUGGGCCCUGGGUGCUUCUCAAUACCGCUAUCCCUAAAAUUUGCCGGGCUAGGGACAGGACUAACCCUCCUCUUCGCGAUCGGCUUCAUCGCGACGCUGAACAUGAGCAAGCUCGUCAAGUCGUCCCAAUAUUUGACCGUACUCUCGGGUGGGAAAGCGUUGAACUACGGGAAUAUGGUGGAAAAGGCGUUCGAGCAGGGCCCGAGAAGCGUUAGACGAUGGGCUCCAAAAGCCAAGUUUUUCGUGAACAGCUGCCUGUGCCUGCUUCAGUUGGGCGUCUGCGGCGUUUGCUAUAUUUUUAUGACAUCCCACCUAAAGGAGACUUAUCUGCUAAUCUUCAUGUGCCUCCCGUUCUGCUUGCUCGUCACGAUCCGCUCCUUCAAAUACCUCUCCUACGUGUCGCUGGCCGGCAACGUGUUGAUGAUCACCGCACUGGUGAUCAUAUUCCAGGGGCAUGCUGUGGUGUUACCUCUAGAAAAUCAGCUACGGGAUCGCGCGAGGAUGAAUGGGCCUUUUGGCGUCCUUUCCCUCGGUAUGUCGACUACCACCUUCAUCUAUGCGCUGUGUGGAUUUGCUGGGUAUCGAGUCUACGGCAACAACGUCCAGGGCAGCAUCACGCUGAACAUGCCUCAUACUAGGCAAGGUCCAAACGCGAAAAUUAAGGCUUCUUUAGGCUAUAUUUCAUCGUCGACGUCCUUCUCACAAUUGUCACCUAUACGGGAUUCCUUCUACAGCACUUUGUGCUGCUGGAUAUGUAUUUCCCAGAGCUCGAAAAGCUGCUCGAGGAUCGGCGCUGGUCGAAGGCUGCAAUACGAGCGACGGAUGGCCCUAGCGUUGCUUGUACCGAAUUUAUCGGAAAUUAUACCACUCGUCGGCGCGACGUGUGGAAUGCUGUUGGCGUUAAUUGUGCCACCAAUCGUAGAGACGGUGGCCUUCUAUCCAAGAUGGUCCGCGAAAGAAACCCCCGCCAAACUGUCGUUCCGGCUGAUCGGCAAUGCCGUAAUCGUCAGCUUCGGUCUGAUUUUCAUGAUAUUGGGUGUGAAGUCGAAUCUCGAGCAUUCAAUCGGUCAC